GUGCUUCCCCUUCUCCCCGGCGGUUAGUGCUGAGAGUGCGGAGUGUGUGCUCCGGGCUCGGAACACACAUUUAUUAUUAAAAAAUCCAAAAAAAAUCUAAAAAAUCCUUUGAAAAAACCCAAAAAAAAUUUACAAAAAAUCCGCGUCUCCCCCGCCGGAGACUUUAUUUUUUUUUCUUCCUCUUUUAUAAAAUAACCCGGUGAAGCAGCCGAGACCGACCCGCCCGCCCGCGGCCCCGCAGCUCCAAGCAGGAACCCAGAGACCGAGGCCUUCCUGCCGCCCGGACCCAGCACCGCCAGCCUCGCUCCCCCGGUUCCACGGCCGUUGAGUACGCGUCGAUUCCGGUUGAAUUUUGUCCCUCUGCGCUCGCCCCCGCUCCCCUCCCCCCGGCUCCGUCCCCCGGCCCCGCACUCGCUCUCCUCCUCUCACGGGAAAGGUCGCGGCCUGCGGCCCCGCGGGCAGCCGUGCCGAGAUGAACCCCAGCGCCCCCAGCUACCCCAUGGCCUCUCUGUACGUGGGGGACCUGCACCCCGACGUGACCGAGGCGAUGCUCUACGAGAAGUUCAGCCCGGCCGGGCCCAUCCUCUCCAUCCGGGUCUGCAGGGACAUGAUCACCCGCCGCUCCUUGGGCUACGCGUACGUGAACUUCCAGCAGCCGGCGGACGCGGAACGUGCUUUGGACACCAUGAAUUUUGAUGUUAUAAAGGGCAAGCCAGUACGCAUCAUGUGGUCUCAGCGUGAUCCAUCACUUCGUAAAAGUGGAGUAGGCAACAUAUUCAUUAAAAAUUUGGACAAAUCCAUUGACAAUAAAGCACUGUAUGAUACGUUUUCUGCGUUUGGUAACAUCCUUUCAUGUAAGGUGGUUUGUGAUGAAAAUGGCUCCAAGGGCUAUGGAUUUGUACAUUUUGAAACACAGGAAGCAGCUGAAAGAGCUAUUGAAAAAAUGAAUGGAAUGCUUCUAAAUGAUCGUAAAGUGUUUGUUGGUCGAUUUAAAUCUCGGAAGGAACGAGAAGCAGAACUUGGAGCAAGGGCAAAGGAGUUCACCAAUGUUUACAUCAAGAACUUUGGAGAAGACAUGGAUGAUGAGCGUCUUAAGGAACUCUUUGGCAAGUUUGGGCCUGCCUUAAGUGUGAAAGUAAUGACAGAUGAAAGUGGAAAAUCCAAAGGAUUUGGAUUUGUAAGCUUUGAAAGGCAUGAAGAUGCGCAGAAAGCUGUGGAUGAGAUGAAUGGGAAGGAGCUCAAUGGAAAACAGAUUUAUGUUGGUCGAGCUCAGAAAAAAGUGGAACGGCAGACGGAACUUAAGCGCAAAUUUGAGCAGAUGAAGCAAGACAGGAUCACCAGAUAUCAGGGUGUUAACCUUUAUGUGAAAAAUCUUGAUGACGGAAUUGAUGAUGAGCGUCUCCGGAAAGAGUUUUCUCCAUUUGGUACAAUCACUAGUGCAAAAGUAAUGAUGGAGGGUGGGCGCAGCAAAGGAUUUGGUUUUGUAUGUUUCUCCUCCCCUGAAGAAGCCACUAAAGCAGUUACGGAGAUGAAUGGUAGAAUUGUGGCCACCAAGCCACUCUAUGUAGCUUUAGCUCAGCGCAAAGAAGAGCGCCAGGCUCACCUCACUAACCAGUAUAUGCAGAGGAUGGCAAGUGUACGAGCUGUGCCCAACCCUGUGAUCAACCCCUACCAGCCAGCACCUCCUUCAGGUUACUUCAUGGCAGCUAUCCCACAGACUCAGAACCGUGCUGCAUACUAUCCUCCUAGCCAAAUUGCUCAACUAAGACCAAGUCCUCGCUGGACUGCUCAGGGUGCCAGACCUCAUCCAUUCCAGAAUAUGCCCGGUGCUAUCCGCCCAGCUGCUCCUAGACCACCAUUUAGUACGAUGAGACCAGCUUCCUCACAGGUUCCACGAGUCAUGUCAACACAGCGUGUUGCUAACACAUCAACUUGAGACAAUGGGUCCCGUCCUGCAGCUGCUGCUACUGCAGCCUCCUGCUGUCCUUUUUGUUCCCCAGUAUAAAUCGCUAAAGUCCAUAAUCCCCAACAACAUCUUAAUGCACAGCCACAAGUUACCAUGCAACAGCCUGCGGUUCAUGUGCAAGGUCAAGAACCUUUAACUGCUUCCAUGUUGGCAUCUGCACCCCCGCAAGAGCAAAAGCAAAUGUUGGGUGAACGGCUGUUUCCUCUUAUUCAAGCCAUGCACCCUUCUCUUGCUGGCAAAAUUACUGGCAUGCUGUUGGAGAUUGAUAACUCAGAAUUGCUUCACAUGCUUGAGUCUCCAGAGUCUCUCCGCUCAAAGGUCGAUGAAGCUGUAGCUGUACUACAAGCCCACCAAGCGAAAGAGGCUGCCCAGAAAGCAGUGAACAGUGCCACUGGUGUUCCAACUGUCUAAAUUGAUCAGGGACCACGAACAGAAACUCGUGCUUCACCGAAGAAAAAUAUCUUAAACAUCGAAAAAUUUAAAUAUUAUGAAAAAAACAUUGCAAAAUAUAAAAUAAAUAAAAAAAGGAAAGGAAACUUUGAACCUUAUGUACCGAGCAAAUGCCAGGUCUAGCAAACAGUGCUAGUCCUAGAUUACUUGAUUUAAAACAACAAAAAAAAAUACAAAAAAAUAGUAAAAUAUAAAAACAAAUUAAUGUUUUAUAGACCCUGGGAAAAGAAUUUUCAGCAAAGUACAAAAAUUUAAAGCAUUCCUUUCUUUAAUUUUGUAAUUCUUUACUGUGGAAUAGCUUGGGACGUCAGUUCUGUUCUAUGGAGCAGCUGAUGACUGAGCAAGGAAACGUAAUUUGGAUUAUAAAAUUCUUGCUUUAAUAAAAAUUCCUUAAACAGUA
Molecule: messenger RNA, 2816 nt
Organism: Rattus rattus (black rat)
Lineage: Eukaryota; Metazoa; Chordata; Mammalia; Rodentia; Muridae
Gene: Pabpc1
Product: poly(A) binding protein cytoplasmic 1
Exons: 15
Cellular component (GO): ribonucleoprotein complex
Molecular function (GO): RNA binding
Source: RefSeq, a predicted model, not a curated record